CCCACCCUCUCUGCGGUGCUGUGAUUUGACUAUCCAAACAGCCCGCUUCAGAGGCAUCCAUCCUCCAACAGUCUUCCGGGACAGCACAGAUUAACCUCUCAGCCCCCACGGACUCUGAACAUCUGAGACAUCUCUAGGUCUCAAGCAGCAGCCCCUGUAGAGAGGAGCAGCUGGACGUCUCUACGCCCAUUUCAAGAGGAGGAAAAGGAGGAGACCACGUCUGGAUACAUAGAGAAGAAGAGCAGAGUGGAAGCUCAUCCCGGUUUUCGGGGAUCUUGAGGAAGAAAACGAGCUGCUCCACUAUGAGGAGUCAGACCGUCUUCACCGUCUGUUUGGCAGUCACAGUUCUUCUGUUUCUCCGCGCCAACGUGAGCUGCCUGGAGGUCACGCCACAUGACGGCCAGCUUAUCCUAGCCAGGGGCUCCUCGAUCACGCUCACCUGUUCAAGCUCGGGGGAGACUGCCUGGGAGUUCAAGAGGGAUGACGUUCCUUAUUUCCAAGUAGAACAGGGCCAAAAUGGUGUUCAGAGCUACCAAAUUGUACAGGACGGCGUCAAAUCCAGCUCCUUGAGCCUGUGGAACGUAAGCUGGAAGCACACUGGGGUGUAUCAGUGCAUUGAUCGACACACUGGAGAAAGGAAGGAGGUGCAUGUCUUCGUCCCAGACCCCCAGGUAUGGUUUGUUGAGAGCGUUCACGGCAUGCUGACCAAGACCAGUGAGCUGACCACCAUUCCAUGUGUGGUCACCAACCCCAAAAUCAAUGUCUCCCUCUACGAGAAGGAAACUGACCUCGCAGUCAAGGGGCUCUAUGUCCCUAGUGAGGGGUACACCGCAGCCCUAGAAGACAGAACAUAUGUGUGUCGCGGAAAGAUGAACGGAGAGGUGAAAGAGUCCCAGGCUUUCAACGUUCUCAGUAUCUUCGUCCCAGAGGCUAUCGACGCCUACAUCAACGCAUCACAGACAGUGCUGAAGCAAGGCGAGCCGCUAACAAUCAACUGCACCGUGCACGGAGCGCAGCUGGUCUUUUUUUCAUGGGACGUCCCCAACACGGAGGCCGCUGAUGUGGAACAGCUAGCAGAUGUCCUGUCAGCCAUGAACAUGAGGUCCUACCUCAUCUUCCCUCAUGCCACGCUGGCCCACAGCGGAAACUAUGUCUGCCAUGCUCAUGAGCAGGUUCAGGACCAAACGGCCGACGCCAGUGUCAACAUCACAGUGCUCGAACGAGGCUUCGUGGCCUUAUAUCCGGCUGAGAAUCAACACAUUUGGGCCCGGCUGCAGGAGAACGUUGAGCUGAAGGUGGAGGUGGAGGCCUACCCUUCCCCGCAGGUCAGCUGGAGCAAAGAUGGCACUGCCAUCAAAGGAGACAAAAUCAUCAUGAACAGACAAGAGCACGAGAUUAGAUAUGUCAGUAUCCUCACGUUAGUACGGGUGAGGCCGGAGCAGAGAGGACUCUACACAGCUCGGGUCACCAAUGGAGAUGACACGAAAGAAGUGACUUUUGACCUGGAAGUUCAAGUUCCCUCUCAGAUUAAAGAUCUGACUGACCACCACCUUCCUGGGAAGAGACACCUUGUGACCUGUAUAGCUGAGGGCAUCCCGACCCCGACCAUCCAGUGGUACAGUUGCAACAGCAUGCUAAAGUGCGAUAACAAGACCACAAUAUGGCAACCGCUGGCACCAGAAGCAGAGGAGCUGAGCAUCCACACCAACAUCACCCACAGCGAGAGCCGUAAAACCAGUCAGGUGUGGAGCCGUCUGACCUUCCACAAGCCGCAGCAGGUCACAGUUCGUUGCGAGACCAGCAACCAGCCGGGGAAGUUGGACAGAAGAGACGUCAAACUGGUGUCCAGCACGCUCUUCUCCCAGGUGGCAGUCCUGGCAGCAGUCCUCGCCUUAGUGGUCAUCAUCAUCCUGUCCAUCAUCAUCCUCAUCGCCGUGUGGAGGAAGAAACCUCGUUACGAGAUCCGCUGGAAGGUGAUCGAGUCUGUGAGUCAGGACGGUCACGAGUACAUCUAUGUGGACCCCAUCCACUUGCCCUACGACCUCACCUGGGAGAUGCCCAGAGACAACCUGGUGCUGGGUCGCACUCUCGGAUCGGGAGCUUUUGGCAGGGUGGUCGAAGCCACUGCAUAUGGUCUCGCUCAUUCCCAAUCCUGCACAAAAGUGGCCGUGAAAAUGCUUAAAUCUACAGCCAGAAAGAGUGAGACACAAGCCCUGAUGUCAGAGCUGAAGAUUAUGAGUCACCUGGGUCCUCAUCUCAAUGUUGUCAACUUACUGGGAGCCUGCACUAAACAUGGUCCCCUGUAUCUGGUGACUGAAUACUGUCGCUAUGGUGACUUAGUGGACUACUUGCACAGAAACAAGCACACCUUCUUGCAGUAUUUUGCCGAGAAGAACCAAGAUGAAGACUACCUGAUCUCGAGGGCAAGCAGUCCGCUCAGUCAAGGCAAAGGCUACGUGUCAUUUGCAAGCGAGAGCGACGGAGGCUACAUGGACAUGAGCAAAGACGAGCCCUCCAUCUAUGUCCCCAUGCAGGAGCAGAUGGACUCCAUCAAGUACGCCGACAUCCAGCCGUCCCCGUAUGAGUCCACCUACCAGCAGGACCUUUACCAGGAACAAGUUGGCGGAAGACUGGACCUGGUCAUCAGUGACUCGUCCACACUCACCUAUGAUGACCUGCUGGGUUUCAGCUUCCAAGUGGCAAAGGGCAUGGAGUUCCUGGCCUCCAAGAAUUGUGUUCAUCGUGACCUCGCCGCCAGGAAUGUGUUGAUCUGUGAGGGCAAACUGGUGAAGAUCUGUGACUUUGGACUGGCCAGAGACAUCAUGCAUGACUCCAACUACAUUUCAAAAGGCAGCACCUUCCUGCCCCUCAAGUGGAUGGCACCAGAAAGCAUUUUCCAAAAUCUGUACACAACCUUGAGCGAUGUGUGGUCCUACGGAAUUCUUCUCUGGGAGAUUUUCACGCUGGGGGGAACCCCAUACCCUGACCUGCCUAUGAAUGAGAUGUUCUACAGCGCCCUGAAGAGAGGCUACAGGAUGGCCAAACCUGCACAGGCCUGUGAUGAAGUCUAUGAGAUCAUGAAAAAGUGCUGGGAAGAGAAGUUUGAGAAGAGACCCGAGUUCUCCGCCCUCGUUCACAGGAUGGGCAGCUUGCUGACUGAAAGCUAUAAAAAGAGAUACAGCCAAGUCAGUGACAACUUCCUGAAGAGUGACCACCCAGCUGUAGCCCGCACAAAGCCACGCCUCGCCUCCCACUUGCCUGAAGCCAACUCGACGUUCGCCACCCCCUUCCCCGUCUCCCUCUCCUACCCCCCGGAAGCUGGCGGUCAGCACUCAAGCCCGGCUCCCUCGGAGGAAGUCGUGCCCUCGUACAACGACUACAUCAUACCAAUCCCGGACCCCAAGCCGGAGGAUGCGUUCACUGACAUGGAGUCGGGAAGCCCCGCGAGCUCCGUAGCGCUGGAGGUCGAGACGGACUCGGUGUCUCAGGACACAACCGCUACGCUCCCAGAGGAGGACCGGAUGGAAGGGACCAGCGAGAGAGACGCUCUGCUGGGCUUGUCGGCGACGCCCGAGGUAGAGGACAGCUUUCUGUAGUCACAUUUGGAAUUCUGGAAAAGAAAAUCUGGGAAAAAAACAUUUACUUGGGGACUUUUUCCUCCUAUUAUUAAACCGGGCCGUAAAAAAGGAACAUGACUAAAGUAGAAUGUAGCAUCAUGGAGACUAAAAGGAGCUGUGUAUUUCCACUAAGCACAUCUGAGACAUUCUGUUCUUAGUCUAUAUCUAAUUUUUCCUUUUUCACACUGAAUGCCUCUGAAAUUCUCCAUAAUCUGUAAUCGACAUGCUUUUCUCAUUCUUAGAACGCUUCAGUCACACAGAUACGGUACAUUCCUCACAAUAUUCCUCGGUACUGAAUUAUAUUUGUUCAAUAAGUGAAUAUUCAUAUCUCAUACAGAUGUUUGAUUGCCAGAUCUUGAAUAAAAAAAAAUCAUAACAUGUUGGAAAAUGUUGAAAUAUGGGGACGUUUUUUUUUUAUGCACUGUUUUGAUAUCCCACAAUGAUAGUCGAUGGUUUUAAUCGAAGAAGCUGGGAACAUUAUGAAAUAUUUUUUUUCCUUUUGAAUGAAUUUUACAUUAGAUUGAGAUCUUUUUUGUGUGUACUGUAUAAGCCUCCUUAUAGGUCUGUGCCAGAUUUGCACUUUAUGUCGAAAAUGUUGAUGUAUUCAUGAUCAAGGUACAUUUGAAAUGUUCACCCUGUUAAAAGAUGUUUGACUUGUAUAUCCUCGCUGGCAUGUGGUUAUGUUUGAAAAAUUAGCAUGCAGGUGAGCAUCACUUCAUUGCAAUGCAAAACUAACACAAAAUUGAGGAAAACUUUUUUUAAUGGAACACAUAUUGAGACAUACGUCUUGGUUAUUUCUGAAUGUUAAUUUUUCAGUAAACCAAGAUGUUUUGGCGCAUCCCAAUGGACAAAGCCAGCUCUGUCAAGACUAUGUGUAUGAAUUUGGUUGUGGACGAACCUGAGAGACAGCUAGUCAGCAAGUCUGAUCCCAUGCGUUCCUUCGUGUUGGCUUAAUGUACUGUACUUAAAUAGAAAAGGGGGAAAAAUAUUGAUUUAAAGAAAAAUAAAUAAAUAAAAUGUAUACAGCCAUAUGAGAUUUGGGGUUCCGCCUGCCAGUGAGGAAGUGUGGUUGUUACACUGAGGAGAACAAUAAAUACAGCGUAUCACUGCCUUUGCACAAAAGUGUGCCUUUGUUAUGUACAGUCUAUUCACUGUACAUGUGAUUGCUUAUAAUGAAGGGCUACUGUCCGCUGAUGCAAACGUCAUGCAUGCAGCGCUUUGUCCACCAUGUCCGACAACCACAAGCUACGCUACCAAAGCUCAACAUGAAGGUGACCAUGUGUAUACUCUAUGUAACGUGAGAAUAAAUAUGUAUCAGCACAAA
Messenger RNA from Hippocampus zosterae (dwarf seahorse), 4941 nucleotides. It is a transcript of the gene pdgfrb, whose product is annotated as platelet-derived growth factor receptor, beta polypeptide. NCBI's taxonomy places the organism in Eukaryota, Metazoa, Chordata, Actinopteri, Syngnathiformes, Syngnathidae. The transcript has 23 exons. The coding region runs from base 303 to 3596 and encodes 1097 amino acids. Gene Ontology annotation, biological process: angiogenesis; positive regulation of smooth muscle cell migration; cell chemotaxis. Gene Ontology annotation, cellular component: signaling receptor complex. The record is from RefSeq and is a predicted model, not a curated record. Gene Ontology annotation, molecular function: platelet-derived growth factor beta-receptor activity; platelet-derived growth factor binding; ATP binding.